GCAAUUGACAGGACUAAGAUAGGAGAAGAGAGCAGCAUGGCCCCUGAAGAAAAACCAAAGGAGAAGCCAGCUCAAAGAGCGAUAAAGAAGAUUCGGACGGCCUCUCUAGUUAUAAGCUUAGCUCGAGGCUGGCAACAGUGGGCCAAUGAGAAUAGCACCAGGCAAGCCCAAGAGCCUUCAGGAUGGCUGCCUGGUGGGGCUAAGGAGGCUGAGGAGUCACCCAAAGAAAACAAGAAUAUGAAGCCCUUAGAGCCCCUCCAAGAGAAACAAGGUAUAGAAGGAGGUCAGAGGUGUCUGUGGGCAAAGCAAUUUUCAAGUAGAGACAGGGACUGUCAAAACAACCUUGCUGAUGAACCUGGGGAGACACACAUUAAAAGGAAGGAGGUAACCAAAACAGUGGUCAACAAAGUCUAUGAGCGAGGAGGGGACAUAAGCCUUCUCAGCCACAGAUAUGAGAAUGAUGGCACCGACUCUGAAUCAUGCCAGGAAGGGAAAGACUUGGAUCACAUUGACAAGAUCCUAAACAGCCACACUUCCCCAACCAGGAGGAGGAAGUGCUUGAACCUAGUGUCAGAGCUGACCAAAGGCUGGAAAGAAAUAGAGCAAGAGGAACCCACUAGCCGCAGUGAUAGCAUAGACACUGAGGACAGUGGCUAUGGAGGGGAUUCUGAAGAGAGGCUGGAGCAGGAAGUCAACAGGCAAGAAGGAGACCACGUGACUGCAGCCAGGAUUAAACGACCCACGCCUUCCCAGGCAAGAAGGUUUUCAGAGAAUCUCAGCAGCAAGGCACAGAGGAAAUUCAGUCAAGUAAACAGCAUGACAGGGAGAUGGCAAAAAUGGGCUGAUGAGCAUAUGCAGUCCCAAAAGCUCAAUCCCUUCAGUGAAGAGUUUGAUCAUGAGUUGGCCAUGUCCACCCGCCUGCACAAAGGGGACGAGGGCUAUGGACGCCCCAAAGAGGGAACAAAAACUGCUGAAAGAGCCAAGCAAGCAGAAGAACACAUCUACCGGGAAAUCAUGGAUCUGUGCUUUGUCAUCCGUACAAUGGCUCGCCACAGACGGGAUGGCAAAAUCCAAGUCACUUUUGGGGAACUCUUUGACAGAUAUGUACGGAUUUCUGAUAAGGUGGUGGGCAUUCUUAUGAGAGCCAGGAAACAUGGACUUGUUCACUUUGAAGGAGAAAUGCUAUGGCAAGGCAGGGAUGACCAUGUGGUGAUUACGCUCCUGGAGUGAUUUUAUAGCCAUAUGAGUGCAUCACAUGAUCCAUCUUAUCUUGAUAUUAAAGUACAAUUGGAGAAGAGAGGUAAAUGCAUGCUACUAAGUAGCAGACUUGCAGAUAUUAAGUUAUUAUUUUUAGAACUUGGCGGGAAUUUGGAUCCACUUCCAUCCAGGAGAUAUCUUGGGACAUUUGAGAAAAUAGAUGCAAAUGGUUAAUAUUAUUUAAUGAUGACUUUUGAAUAUUUGAAAGACUAUUUUUAUACAUACAAACAGCAUAGGCCAUUUUAUGAUCUAAAACCAUUGGCUAUUUAAUGAAGAAGUGAAGUAUGAAUGAGUUUUAAGCAAAGGUACAAAUCAUAAAGAUUAAGAAAGGUACUAAAAGCAGGAAAAAGCCAGGAAUACCAAUAGCAGUACCGGGAACAACAGCAAGAAUAGCAAUAAGAGCAGUUUACAUUUCUAUUGUGCCAUCAUUUUAUUAGAUUCCCACAAUUACUCCUCUAAGCAAGUAGUGCAAUUAUCACUAUUCCUUAUGAGAAAACAUAGGCUCAGAGAAGUUGUGAUUCAUCCAAGGCUACACAGCCAGUACUACUGAAUGGUAAGCUGACUCAAACCCAUUUUUCUGAGCCUGAGUCCAACACUAUUUUUAGAACUAUAGAUUUCCGAGUAUGUGCAUUUUAUUUCCUGGUAAUCCUACUGAAGUGUCUCUUGUUAAUAGUGGUUAACGUAAAUCUAACCUUAGCUUAAACUAUAUUAUGUAUAUUGUUUUCUUGGAAUUAUAGCAUCUUACAGACAUCCUUCAGAACUCCCACAUUAUAAGCUCAGGCUAUUGGGCAAAUUGCCAGGAGUCUUCCCAUCCUCCCUCCCAUCAUGUGGCCUACUCAUUGGGUGCCACGGACAAGCAAGCAGUACAUCCAAACACAACCACCUGGAGCUCUUGGACACUUUCCAUUAUUUGAUGUUUAGGAGAAGUAGGGUUGAAUACACAGCAGAGACAGGACAAUUCUUCAAUUCAGUUCAACAAAUAGUUAUUAAGGGACCACUAUUUUCAAAGAUAAGACAAAAUGAAAAGAUAGUCCCUACCCUUAAGUUUCAUGAGUUUCCAGAUCUUAUGGGUCUAUAGAAAUAUAUGGAUCAAGAGAAAGAAAUCUUUUGUAAUAUGUAUAUAAAAAUCUCAUGAAACAUCAGUAAUAUUUUAUAUUAUUAGAAAUGACUGGGGCAGCUAGGUGGCGCAGUGGAUAAAGCACCAGCCCUGGAUUCAGGAGUACCUGAGUUCAAGUCCGGCCUCAGACAUUUGACACUUACUAGCUGUGUGACCCUGGGCAAGUCACUUAACCCACAUAGCCCCACCAAAAAAAAAAAAAAAAAAAGAAAUGACUGACAAUUUUUUCUCACAUUCUGCCUCCAGAAAACUUGACAAAAAAUACUAUUGAAAAAGUUUUUUACAGUUAAGCUUAAUUUAAACUUCUAUUUUUCAAUAAAAUGUUCUCUGAAAUCUUUAUAUAAAUAUAAAAAUGACCCUGUCUAACAAUAUAGCUUAAUAAUAGAACUAACUGUUUAAAACAACAGGACAUAGACAAUUUCCAACAGCAUUAAUUCAUGGUGGAUGUUUCCUCAUUAAUGUAGAGAAAUAAUUUUAUGCACCAUAUCAAGAAUAUAGUGAAAAGACUGAAUUUCCCUUAUACAAAUGGAGUGUAAAUGAUGACAAGGUAAACAUCUGCCACAUGAGGAGUUGAACUGAUGACAUGAUAUGUGGGAUUAGGAUAAUUCUACAAGACUUAGCCAAAGUUACUAAGUAGGUGUCUUCAUAGUAUAAUUUCUAGUGUGAAUAAAGGAUAUAUAAAUAUUCCAUAAUUACAAGAACUAUGUAAUUACAACACACUUCCUUUUGUAACAAUGACCACUCAUUCACAACAAUGUAGUAUGAGCAUAUGGGCAGGGGAAAAUACCAGUCUGAGUCAGAGAUCUCUGGGGGUUUAUUUAUGUCUUUCUGUUAAAGAGGUUCUCUUUCAAACUGAAAGUUCAAAUGUCUUCUUAAUGAAGAAAAGGUGUACAUUUCUCUUUCAAUUGAGUUUGAACAAAACAAAAAUUAACUACAAAAAUUUUUUAAUGUGUGUGAUUGUUUUCAAUAAGAUCAACAUAAUGUACUAUUGUACCCCAAUGACAGAACUCAUUUCAAAACUUAGCAGCAAAAUAUUCAAGAAUAAAGACUAUUUUUCAACACA
Molecule: messenger RNA, 3437 nt
Organism: Dromiciops gliroides (monito del monte)
Lineage: Eukaryota; Metazoa; Chordata; Mammalia; Microbiotheria; Microbiotheriidae
Gene: ABRA
Product: actin binding Rho activating protein
Exons: 2
Coding region: 37-1230 (397 amino acids)
Biological process (GO): positive regulation of Rho protein signal transduction; positive regulation of transcription by RNA polymerase II
Cellular component (GO): sarcomere
Molecular function (GO): actin binding
Source: RefSeq, a predicted model, not a curated record